GAGCAUUAUUACUGCUCUCAUUUCACGCCAACCCAACUCGACCAGACUCGGAACUCGGACCAUGACUCACAUUCCUCUUCCCUCCCUCCUCUUCGUCGGGCUCUUCCUCCUAGCUGCCGCUGGUGAGGCCUAUCCCUCCGAUGGUCUCAAGCCAAUCCGCCGGGAGGUUUACGACGGAGGCAGGAUGUUCGACAUCAGCCACCGUUACACGCCGGAGAUGCCGGCGUUUGAGUCGUCCGAAGGAUUGGGAAAGUUCCUGAGGUUGACGGCGAGCAUGAAGAAUGGAUCCAUCUACAAUUUCUCGGAGAUGAAGUUCUCUGUCCACACCGGUACCCAUGUCGACGCACCGGGUCACUUCUACGACCACUAUUACGAUGCUGGUUUCGACGCCGAUUCGCUUAAUCUCGAAACCCUAAACGGCCCUGCACUGUUGGUUGAUGUUCCGAGGGACAAGAACAUCACUGCCGAGGUAAUGGAAUCGCUUCAUAUCCCGAAGGGAACUCGCCGUGUGCUUUUCAGAACGUUGAACACUGACAGGCGGCUUAUGUUCAAGAAAGAAUUUGAUUCAAGCUAUGUUGGUUUCCGGAGCGAUGGAGCGAGAUGGUUGGUGGAGAACACAGACAUCAAACUUGUUGGUGCUGAUUAUCUCUCCGUAGCUGCUUUCACUGAUCUGGAAGCGACCCACCUUGUUUUAUUACGAGGCCGUGAUAUCAUUCCCGUGGAAGGACUGAAGCUCGAUGGCGUAGAGGCGGGACUAUACUCCCUCCAUUGCUUACCGCUGAGAUUGGUGGGAGCCGAUGCAUCGCCAGUUAGAUGCAUUCUCAUCAAGUGAUCCUCCUCCUGUGAUGAUACAUUUGUAGAUAGUACUACUAAGCAAAUAAGAAGCUCAGAACAGAAGACGGACAUGGAAUUCCAAUGGUAUGUAUGUAUGUAUGUAUGUAUGUAUCCGUGUAUGUAAUUAGUAAAGUAGUCAUGCUCUUGGCUUGUAAGACUGUAUAGAAGAGAAGAGAACAUGAAAUGUGAAUGUCUUGGCUGUCAUUAGCAAUUUAUUUUUGUGGGGUUUCGAAU
Messenger RNA from Tarenaya hassleriana, 1068 nucleotides. RefSeq names its product kynurenine formamidase-like. The transcript is spliced from 7 exons. The record is from RefSeq and is a predicted model, not a curated record. Gene Ontology annotation, molecular function: arylformamidase activity. Bases 62 to 832 code for a protein of 256 amino acids. Lineage: Eukaryota; Viridiplantae; Streptophyta; Magnoliopsida; Brassicales; Cleomaceae.